AUGGAAUCAGAAACCCCGAGGCUAGUAUUACCAACGACCCCUCCUAGAAGUCAGAGAGGCUCAAAGAGAGUUCAAAGAAGACGUCGGAGGAUACAGACGGCUUGCAAGAGCUGCCAAGACCGCAAGACGAGAUGUGACGGGAGUCGGCCGGCUUGUUCGGCUUGCCAUAGGCGAGGCGUUGCAGUUGAGUGUAUCUACGAGAACUCGCCCGCUUCUGCAAGCUAUCUCUCUGCUUUGGAGCAGCGACUGCAAAGGCUUGAACAGCGGCAGGAUGUUGAGCCGAGGCCGUCGCAACCAGUCGAACGUCGAGUCUCCCGCAAUGAUUCGAUCCAUGAGGAUAGUGUCGCAUCUCGAGAAAUGCAGACUUCUCCAGGAACACAAGGCCCAUACUCGCCAAACACAUCUCGCUACGCCAGCAACGUCGAUGGAUUAGCCACAGUAUCGACAACUACAGAAAACGAAUGCAUGUACGGCCCAUCAUCUACAAUUGCAUUUGUACAGUUUUGUAAUGAGACAAAUCGACAAGGGUCACUCCCAGAGGCAGAAGAGCAGGCCGAUGAACAACCAUCCGCAGCCAUCCCAGAGGCCAUUCGGGAGAAGGACCCUUUUGCUGCUGUAUACCCACCGCGGAGGACAGCCGACGACUUUGUUCGGUGUUUCUGGGAAUUCGUACACCCAGUCUUUCCAGUACUUCACAAGACAAGCUUUAUGAGCAGAUACAACCUUCUCUGGUCGGCGGACGAGAAUGAGACAAGCAACGAUACAAUCUCGGAGAUGGAGGAAGUGAUCUUUUCUUCAACGCUAAAUAUUGUUUUUGCCAUCGGAUGCCGGUUCAGCGAGUCUGUGCCGGCUGCAAGUAGAGCAUCGCUUGCCCAAACGUUUUAUCAAAGAUCUAGGUCGAUAUACCGCUUCGAGAUUCUCGAUUCCAUGUCUCUUUCAGCUGUCCAGAUGCUUCUUUUGACAGGAGUUUAUCUGCAGUCUACUCAGCAAGCAACUCGUUGCUGGAACGCUGUCGGCCUUGCAAUCAGAGCUGCACAAUCAUUGGGAUUGCACGUCGAAUCGCCAAAUCAGUCACAAAGCCAGUUAAGCAGAGAGAUGAGGCGAAGAGUGUGGCACACUUGUUUGGUAUUGGAUAAGCUUCUUAGUAUGACUUUUGGAAGACCAGCCAUGAUAUCGAGCAGUUGGCACGUCCCACUGCCGUCUCUAAUUGAUGACGAAUAUUUAUCCGCCCAUGGCCAAGGAGAGCAGCCUCAAAACAGGCCUUCAAGACUGGGUUUACUCAUCUGGUCUUCAAAAUUAUUCCUCAUCUUGGAUGAAAUUCUCCUCAGCUUCUACGCUCCACAUCCGCAAAAGACUGUUGAUACCAUGUCUGAGAAUGAUUUGAACGUGCAAAAGAUCAUCUCAGACAUUAUGGUGCUUAACAGGCGAAUCGAAGAAUUCUUCGAGUCGAUUCCGGAAUACUUACGGCUUGAGACUGGAUCUGAGUUAAUACCUGAGCAGCAGGAGCUGAGCGUUACAAUUCAAAAACAGAUCCUGAACUGCCGGCAAGAUAAUCCCUUACUGCAAAAACAUGCGUUUCCCUAA
Messenger RNA from Fusarium vanettenii 77-13-4, 1584 nucleotides. RefSeq lists its product as uncharacterized. Lineage: Eukaryota; Fungi; Ascomycota; Sordariomycetes; Hypocreales; Nectriaceae. Gene Ontology annotation, cellular component: nucleus. Gene Ontology annotation, molecular function: DNA-binding transcription factor activity, RNA polymerase II-specific; zinc ion binding; RNA polymerase II cis-regulatory region sequence-specific DNA binding. The transcript has 4 exons. The record is from RefSeq and is a predicted model, not a curated record. Gene Ontology annotation, biological process: positive regulation of transcription from RNA polymerase II promoter by galactose; DNA-templated transcription. Bases 1 to 1584 code for a protein of 527 amino acids.